UCAACCAAUCAAAUUCAUUAGUAGACCGAGCUUCAUGGCGCCAACUUGGAAGAGGGAAAUCGACAUCGAGAAAACUGUCAUUGAUUUACACUGCCGAAUGAAUGGAAAUACGAAAGAGAUAAAUCGAGAUAUUCGUCCAGUUGAAUGUCCUUGAUUGUUACUGCGGAUAAGUUGUCCCAAAACUUGGCAAGAUGAAUCCUUUACCAGAAGGGUCUUUUGACAGCGGUUACUUUUCGCCUUCCCACAUCCAGAUCAAGGUCGAGCCCAUGAGUCCCACUCAUCUCCCAAUGUUGAACUCUGACCUUAAUGUGAGCCCGCUCAAAACGGACGUCUCGGGAAUGGAUGUGGAAAGACCACUGGAGGAUGUCAGUAUUUCAGGGGAUUGGGAAAAGGACUUCUUUUCAAAUUUUGAAGACAAUUUGUUCAAUUUUGACUUUGACGACAAAGCAUUGAAUGAUAUUCUUGUGUCACCCAAAGGAAAGGAGGCCUUGAAUGACUUGAUGAAAUCUCCAAAAGGAAAAGCCAUUAUGAACUCUCCUAAAGGGAAAAUGUUGCAAAAUAGAUUUAAGUUGUUUGAUACACCUGAGAAUGUGAAAUUAAAAAGGACAAAUAGUUCUGGGUUCGAUACCAGUCCUAAUGUGUUGUCGCCAUGUGACCCAAACAAGAUGUCGGCCACACCUGGGCCAUACUGUGUAGAUUCAAGAUCUGCAUUGAAAAUGUCACGGAGAAAACUAACAAUGGUGUUGUCUGGAAAAGAGGACAGGGAACCAGUCAAGAAAGUCUGUGUGCAACCUCUCACUUGUGUGCAACCAUGUAAAACGCAACCCACAAAACUCAUUCCAAUAGCACCAAAGUUAUCACAGGAAAAUUGCGAGUUGUGGCCCACCAAGGAAAAGCUGAAGUAUGCCAGGGAUCAGUUUAAGCGUACACUGGAACUAGCCGUGGAGGCCUCGCGACUACAGAGACAGGUGAAGCAGGAACCAGUGGCACCUCGCUCCCCGCAAAGAAAACGUAAAAGGGGUUCCCAGAAGGGGGAGAAAUAUCCCGAGCUGAAACAAGCCCUGAAUCAGCGGCCACAGAAAUCGAGUUCACGGAAUCGAAUGCCGAGCAUAAAACUACGAGAGAGCAAAGAGACAGAAAUUGAGAUCAAGAAAGAGUUAUCUGCCCCUGCAUUGCCGUUUUACCCGGACUAUGAAGAAGACAUCGAUUACAAUGACGAUGACGACGAUGAUUAUGACAAUUUUUACGGAAACUAUGUGCCGUUCACCGGACUUAAGCAAGCCAAGAAGAAAAAGAAAAUUAAGCAGAGUUUGUAUUGAGUGAUCGACUUGAUUUGAUGUUGUACGCGGAGGCUGAAAUUUAUUUGACAAUAUAAUGGCAGAAUGUUGCUUCUCGUCGUUUUAAAAUUUUAGGCUUAUAAGUUCAUGUUUGUGAAAGUCAAAGAUCUGUGUUGUGUAAAUUGCAAGUGUAGUCCAGACUUGGUGAUGCUAAAAAUGCCAUUUAAGUAAUUUGUCAGGAUUACAUUGUUCAAUGGGUAGGUUGUAUAGUCAUAUGACAGUCUUGGAGAUGUCAACAUCUCUUAAAAUUGUGUCUGUGUAUACUUUAUACUAUGUAACAUUUAAUUCCAGUGUUAUAUAAUGUAAAUUUAUUUGAAAAAGAAACUCAGCUAUGUUGAUGUAUGUGAUUAUAAUAUACCCCAAGUAUAUUCAGAUGUAUGCAAUGUAAAAACUUUAGUAAAAUAUAGGCCUAUUUAAACAUAUAAGAAUAUACUAAUAUUUUAUGCAGUCUUGUAUAUACACAUCUUAUCAUACAAAAAUCAUGCAAUAUUUACUUAAGAAGUCAUUUGGGUGCAGAGCUAUAAUUAGAAACUGAUAUUAAUUCCGAGUCAUAUAAAUGUUUGCAAAGAUGUAUAGAUAUUUCUUCGAAACUCAAUUUCUGACGUGCACAAUUCAUUGCCUCUAAAUAGGAUCAAUUGUUUUUCAUAUUUUCAAUAUUGAAAAUUUUAUGUGCUGCACUUUUCUUGUGACCUGGGAAUACAUGUAACAGUUUGGUUCACACGGUUAGCUUUCACUAUCUGAUUAUUCAUGUGUGUGUGUAUAGUUUGUACAAUAUAGCUCAAACUUUGUUUUCAUCUCAAUGUAUCACCGAGUUGUACCCAAUUGUCUAUUAAAUUGGUGGACUUUUUGAACAGUCAAAGACUUGCAUGUGGACAGGUUCUUUUUCCUUCUAGUGCUUUAUUUCGAAGAGGUCGGACAUUUUAAUAUUCAUCUGUUGUUUUUCCCUCAUUGUGAUAUGUUGUUUACAUUCGGUCAGAUUGUUGGAGAAUAAGAAACAAACCAGAUUUUCUGAUCAUUUUCAGGAAAAUACUAUAAAUAGGACCAGCAUUGUUGUUAAUGUUUUGUUUCUAUUUUUUUCACUAGGAUAUAUGUGUGUAUUUAUUUAUUAUUUAUAUCUUUAUAUGUUCUGAUUUAGAAAGUAAUGAUUUCAUCAAAUAUCAGAGAUGUUAUUUUAAUUUGCAAUGAUAUCAAAGCAUUU
Saccostrea cuccullata (small rock oyster) is the source of this 2535-nucleotide messenger RNA. RefSeq lists its product as uncharacterized. The coding region runs from base 192 to 1319 and encodes 375 amino acids. The record is from RefSeq and is a predicted model, not a curated record. The transcript is spliced from 2 exons. NCBI's taxonomy places the organism in Eukaryota, Metazoa, Mollusca, Bivalvia, Ostreida, Ostreidae.